Messenger RNA from Peromyscus maniculatus bairdii (prairie deer mouse), 1628 nucleotides. Lineage: Eukaryota; Metazoa; Chordata; Mammalia; Rodentia; Cricetidae. The record is from RefSeq and is a predicted model, not a curated record.
GAGGGGUCAGGUGCAUCCCUGUGUGCCUCUGGGACCCCAGCACCUGCCUCUUCCAGCGCCAUUCAGCAGCACCUCCCUGCCUGUCUCUGUCCAGUGCCGGUCAUCUGCUGUUUUGGACACCACUGAACAGCUACAGGCAUCUCUGGGCCAUGCAGCACUUCAGCCCCUUCUUCUUCCUCCUCCUCCUCCUCUUCCUCCUCGAUGGUCUGGGUUCCAAGGCAGCUCCCUCAACCUCUCUGCCCGUGGGCUCCGACCCCCAGGAGAUAAUCCAGCCCUCUAGGAUGCCUGUUGCUCUAGAAAAUUCUACUAGAGACAGGCCUGCCCCAGGAUUCCCCGCAGCGGCUCCUCCUGAGCCCUCCAAGACACCACCCCCCAGACCCAGGCUCUCAGGUUCUCCAGAGACCCCAGUGCCUGCCCAGCUCACAGUCACAGAAUCCCAGGAUGCUUUACAAACAAGCCCCUCCAAAGCAACACUGCCAGAAUCUCCUGAGGUGCCCAAACCUGACCUGACUGCAGUUUCCCAGUCUGGAUCCCCUGGAACCCAAAAACCUAAUCCCUUCAAAACUUCACCCUCAGAAUCUCCCAAAGCUGAACACACUGACCCUGCACCAACUACACACCAAGACUCCCCGGAAAUCCCUAAGAUACCAAGUCCUGGCCCCACCCAGCUCCUCAGCUCCACAGCCCGGGAGACCUAUGACCCUGGUACGAACAGAACCCUAAGUUCUGCAUUACUACCAACCACCCAUGCUGACCCCACAGAAACGCCACAGUCAGCAUUUUUCAUCACCCACUCCACUCCCACCGACAUCCCCCAGACACAGUUCCCCACAACCACCAACCAAAACGCAACAGAGAUGGCUGUGACCUCUGCCUUAGGAAUCACCUCUGGUCUUCCCACCCAACCAACAGCAGCCUUCAGGGAGGAAGCCACCACAUCCCGUGAGCCGGGCUUGAGUCCCAGCCCAGAAUCCCCCGCAGCCACCCAAAUUGCCACUCCUGGCCUGCCCACGUCAGAUCCCCUAGGGACCAAGGAGCUGAAUAUACCCCAGAACUCAGGCCCUAAAGGGCCAGAUAUCCCUCCUCCAUCGGCACGGAUUGCAGGCCCCCCUGCUCCUCCAGACCACCCCAAUCAGGUAGCCCCUGGGGUGCUGCAGGCCCCUCAGAAACACAGCCGAGGAGAGACCGUCAAUACAAUCAUCGUGGUGGAGCGAGUGAAGGAGACUGGGGUGACUCUGGUCAGCCGCCCGCGAGGCUCCAUCAGUGGGUCCCUGUGCCUGUUCUUCGCGGGGACAGGGAUGCUAAUUGGCAUAUUCCUCCUGCUGUGGUGUCUCUACCGCCGGGCCUCCAGACACAGGUCCUUUGCACACCACCGGCUCCGGGACAGCGGAGACGAACCGGGUAAGUGUUUGCUCACCCCAGAAGGCCCAAACGGCUCCGGACCCAGGCCUUGUCCAGACUUAGGACAGCCUUCUAAAGAACACAGACACACUCCACACACACCACCCGCGUUUAUUGGAGGGGACGGGCAGGGCGGAUUUACAGUCACGGAGACGGAGACGCCAGACACACCCCUGCCCGGGACAGCCCUCCUCGCCCAGGCCCGCCCCCCUCCCGUCCUGGGGUGA